Brassica rapa (field mustard) is the source of this 2762-nucleotide messenger RNA. RefSeq names its product autophagy-related protein 23. Gene Ontology annotation, biological process: regulation of DNA-templated transcription. The record is from RefSeq and is a predicted model, not a curated record. NCBI's taxonomy places the organism in Eukaryota, Viridiplantae, Streptophyta, Magnoliopsida, Brassicales, Brassicaceae. Gene Ontology annotation, molecular function: DNA-binding transcription factor activity.
CCGGGAAAACCAAGAGAGAGGGCAUAACAGGAAUUUAAGACAAUAGAUCCGCGGGGUUGCCUUUCAAAAUACAAAGAGUUGAUGUCCACUUUAUAAACACAAAGACUUCUCUUCGUCUUCCAUUGACAUCUCUUCAUCUUCUUCUUCUACUCAUGCAUUUGUGAGAAAACAGAUUCAGCAGUUUAAACGUUCAAAAUAAAAGGUUAUAGAAAAUUUCUUGAUGGACCAAGAAACAAAAGUUAGUUCUGAGGUUCCUGUAGUGAAAGGUGCACCUGAGGAUCUAAAGACGGUCGAUGUUUCUGUUAAGGAGGUGAACAGAGAAAUCACAAAGGAAGAUAAAGCUAUGGAGCAAGAAGAAGAGGAUACUACAUUUGAUGGUGGAUUCGUUAAAGUUGAGAAAGAAGGAACUAACACUAAGGGUGAUGAGAAAGCAGAGAAGCAAGUUCCACUCACUAUAAGCUCAAGCAGUUCACAGAGAGAACUAGAGAAGAAGGAGAAAGCUUCUGAGUCUCGUUUGGAACCAGAGCCAUUGCCUCUUAAAGUCUCUGAACAAGAAAGCAUUAAUCUAAAGCUAAGGGAAGAACUCAAAGAGAAGGAGUUGCUCGUUGCCUUAUCAAAAGACCAAGAAGGAAAAAUCAGAACUGCUAAUGAGAAGUUGACCAAAGUGUUGCAAGAGAAAGAGAUUCUUGAAACAUCUGUAGCAGAGAUCACUAUUAUUGCAACUAAAAGAAAAGAGAUCUGCGAUGAAAUUGAAGAGAAACUGAAAAUUUCAGAUGAAAAGUUCUCCAAAACAAAUGCUCUUCUAUCUCAAGCUUUGUCCAACAACUCUGAUCUUGAACAGAAGUUGAAAGCUAUGGAAGCAUUAUCUUCUGAAGUUUCUCAACUAAAAUCUGCUUUGAUAGUGGCUGAAGAGGAGGAGAAAGAUUCAUCUAGAAAGAUGCAGGAGUACCAAGAGAAGGUGACUAAACUUGAAUCAUCUCUGAACCAAUCAUCAGCGAGAGUUGCGGAGCUUGAAGAAGACCUGAGGACAGCUUUGCAGAAAGGUGCAGAGCAUGAAGAUCUUGGAAAAGUGAGUACUCAGCGCUGCCUUGAGGUACAAGGUUUGCUUCAAACAUCAAAGUCAAAGCUAGAAGAAAAACUAAAAGACCUGGAAGCAGUCCAAGUGAAAAACUCUAGCCUUGAAGCUGCUCUAAGUGUAGCAAUGGGAGAGAAGAAAGCGUUGGAGGAAACAGUGAAUGGGUAUAAAGUGAAAACAACUGAGUCUGAAGAGAGACUUGAGAAGCAAGCAAAGGAAAUAGAAGAAGCUAAAACAAGAAGCAGAGAGAUUGAAGCUUUGCAAAAGCACUCAGAGCUUAGUAUCCAAAAGGCAAUGGAGGAACUCAGUACCAGAGACACAGAAGUGAAAGAUCUCAAGGAGAGAGUAAGAUUGUAUGAAGAGAAGUUGGCUGAAGCAUCUACUCACUCGUUUUCUUUGAAAGAAGAUCUUGAUCGGUCUUCCUUGGAGAACGAGCUACUAGCAGAUACAAACAACCAGCUCAAGAUCAAGAUUCAAGAGUCUCUGUCUAAGCUAAAGACUUUUGAAGAUACAAUCAAAGAGCUUGAGAAAGAAAAUGGAUCAUUGGCUGAGGUGAACUUAAAGCUGAACCAGGAACUAGCCAAUCAUGGGUCAGAGACCAGUGACUUUCAGACAAUGUUCACUGCUUUAGAAGCUGAGAAAGACCAGACAGCAAAAGAGCUUCAUGCUUCAAAGGCGGCUAUAAAAGAAUUAAGAAACAAGCUUGCUUCUGAAAGAGAAAGAUUACGAUCAAAGAUGGAUUCUCUUGCAGAAGAGAAUAACCAAGUCAAUGAGAUAUAUCAAAGCACAAAGAGUGAGCUUGUGAAGCUUCAAGAACAACUCGAAGUAGAGAAGUCUAAAGUUGAUGCUAUGGUAUCUGAAAUCAAGAAGCUUAGUGCUUUGGCUGCUGAGAAGUCAGUGUUGGAGACUAACUUUGGAGAAGUAGAAAAACAAUUGAAAAUUUGUGAAGCUAAGUUGAAAGAAAAGGUAAAAAUAAUUAUAUGCUAUUGGAUAAAUACUUAUACACCUAGCUUGAUGAUGUUUCUUGUUUUUUUUUCACACCAGGUUGAAAAGGUUGACGAACUGACCUCGAAAUUGCAUGAACAUGAAGUUAAGACGAGUGACAGAGACUUGGAGGACAAGAAAGCAACUCAGCUGUAUAAAGAGCUUCAAUCAUCUCACACAGUCAUCUCUAAGGAGAAAGAAGCAGUUUCUCAGAAGCAUUCGGAGUUGGAAGCUACUCUAAAGAAAUCACAAGAAGAGCUUGAAGCUAAGACAAGUAAGAUCUUUCACCUAGAAUCAUUGGCCAAAGAUCUUGAACAGAAAGUGCAGCUUGCUGAUGCUAAGUCUAAGGAAACUGAGACUAUGGGAAAAGGAGAAGUACAAGUUAAAUCUCGAGGCAUUAAUUUAUCAGGAAACGUUACAACAACUAAGAAAGCUGAAACGUCUCAUCUCAUGACAUUGAAGAUCGUUCUUGGAGUGGCUAUCUUGUCUGUCAUUAUAGGUAUCGUUCUUGGGAAAAACUAUUGAAGUUCUUCAAUGGUGUGAUUGUCUUUUACCGUUCUUUUCUAUUUGUUUGGCCAAGCAAGACCAAAUGUUGUGUUAUAACACAAGAAUCUGAUCGACUGUUUAGAUGGUUCAUCUACAUUCUUAGAUAAACCAUCUAAGUUGUGUGCUAACAGCAAUGAAAAUAAAUUUACUUUGAAUA